This is a messenger RNA of Loxodonta africana (African savanna elephant), 30761 nucleotides long. RefSeq names its product ST8 alpha-N-acetyl-neuraminide alpha-2,8-sialyltransferase 4 (gene ST8SIA4). The coding region runs from base 318 to 1397 and encodes 359 amino acids. Gene Ontology annotation, molecular function: alpha-N-acetylneuraminate alpha-2,8-sialyltransferase activity. The transcript has 5 exons. NCBI's taxonomy places the organism in Eukaryota, Metazoa, Chordata, Mammalia, Proboscidea, Elephantidae. Gene Ontology annotation, biological process: N-glycan processing; oligosaccharide metabolic process. The record is from RefSeq and is a predicted model, not a curated record.
GCCCAGCUGCAGAAGCGGCCACCACCUCCAAAGCACAAGGUAGCUCAUCUGAAAAGAAACCUGAGCUCCAGGGAAGCGGCACUGAGCGACCCGGGCAGGGCAGGAGAGCCCGGAGCGGGCGGGCACUAGUCAGCGCGUGAGGACCAGCGCGAGCUCGGCCGCCGCGUACCCUCGCGACUUGCUCCUGAGAUCCGGCUCCACGCUCUCUCCGCAUUUUACAGAUUUACCCCCUAGACUGUAUCUACCCAAAAACGGAGCCUUUAUUUCCAGAGAAGGUGUGGGAGCUGGAGCCACCAGGACUGUCCCGGGCACCCAAGAUGCGCUCCGUCAGGAAGAGGUGGACAAUCUGUACGAUAAGUCUGCUCCUGAUCUUUUAUAAGACAAAAGAAAUAGCAAGAACUGAGGAGCACCAGGAAACGCAACUCAUUGGAGAUGGCGAAUUGUGUUUGAGUCGAUCACUCGUCAAUAGUUCUGAUAAAAUUAUUCGAAAAGCUGGCUCUUCAAUCUUCCAGCACUCUGUAGAAGGUUGGAAAAUCAAUUCCUCUUUGGUCCUGGAGAUAAGGAAGAACAUACUUCGUUUCCUAGAUGCAGAAAGAGAUGUCUCAGUGGUCAAGAGCAGUUUUAAACCCGGUGAUGUCAUACACUAUGUGCUGGACAGGCGUCGGACGCUAAAUAUUUCUCAUAAUCUGCAUAGCCUCCUACCUGAAGUUUCACCAAUGAAAAAUCGCAGGUUUAAGACCUGUGCAGUUGUUGGAAAUUCUGGCAUUCUGCUAGAUAGUGAAUGUGGAAAGGAGAUUGACAGUCACAAUUUUGUAAUAAGGUGUAAUUUAGCGCCUGUGGUGGAGUUUGCUGCAGACGUGGGAACUAAAUCUGAUUUUAUUACCAUGAAUCCAUCAGUUGUACAGAGAGCAUUUGGAGGCUUUCGGAAUGAGAGUGACAGAGAAAAGUUUGUGCAUAGACUCUCCAUGCUGAAUGACAGUGUCCUUUGGAUCCCUGCUUUCAUGGUCAAAGGAGGAGAGAAGCACGUGGAGUGGGUUAAUGCAUUAAUCCUUAAGAAUAAACUGAAAGUGCGAACUGCCUAUCCAUCAUUGAGACUUAUUCAUGCUGUCAGAGGUUACUGGCUGACAAACAAAGUUCCCAUCAAAAGACCCAGCACAGGUCUCCUCAUGUAUACACUUGCCACAAGAUUCUGUGAUGAAAUUCACCUGUAUGGAUUCUGGCCAUUCCCUAAGGAUUUGAAUGGAAAAGCUGUCAAAUAUCAUUACUAUGACGAUUUAAAAUAUAGGUACUUUUCCAAUGCAAGUCCUCACAGAAUGCCAUUAGAAUUCAAAACAUUAAAUGUGCUACAUAAUAGAGGAGCUCUAAAACUGACAACAGGAAAGUGUGUAAAGCAAUAAAGCACACUGACAAACAGACAAACAAAACUGAAUAUGCACUUCUUUUCUGAAGAUGCUUCCUAAAAUUUGAAAAUAGGAUCCAAACCAAGACUGAGUUUCAGCAUCCACCAAGCAACUAUAAGGUUGAUAUAAAACGUUUAUGAGAAACCCAUUACCAGCUGAUGAAAUACCUGCAAAGUACUCUAAAAAUUAAAUAUUUUGACUUCAAGGGUCCUAGUAAGUGCCACUUCCACUAAGAACACAGCUUGAAUGUAUAAUCAGUAGUGUUUACAAGAUCCAGCAAUGCAUUCAUCGUUUGGUAAAGCAAAUUUGUUCAUCACUGUUGGGCUGUCACUGCAAAGCCAAGCACAUUAGAAGAGGAACCAAGGAACACAACUCAGCCUGUGAGGAAAUCAAACCAUCUUUGUCAGCAGAAAUCAUGAUGGAAAGAGUUUGAGCAGUGAAAUCCAGAAGAGUAAACAACUUAAGUAAAUGCCUUCUGUCAGGACUCUGAGUCUGAUCAUGAAUUUUAUGUUUUUGUUUAUAGAUAUUUUUUGUCUUCUGGUUUCUCUUUUGGUUUGGGUAUUAGGGUGCUUAAAAUUUCUUUCUCAGCUAAAUAUGAAUGAGAUAAAUAACUUUAAAAUAAUCAUUUUUAAAGCUCUUGUUUUUUUUUUAAAGAACAAUCACACUUUUUUUUACAAAGUUUUAUUUUGCACAACUCUAAACCUCCAGAUAUAUAUAUAUUUUUUUUUUUGAUGGUGUAGAAAGUACCAGCAAAAUUGUACCACUUAGUAAUAUUCUAAAAAAAGUUCCGUGUUAUAUGAGACAGUAAAAUUAGCAGAAAAAAUGUACUUUUGGUACCAAAGAUUACUGAUGUUUCUACACAACUUUUCUCCUUUCAUGAAAAUAAGUUAUUAUUAACAUAUUAAUAUAUUAUGCUUCUAAUGUGAAAGUAGUCUCUAAAUAUUUUAAUUUUACUAAUGCAAAUAUUAUUUUUAUUUGAAUGAAGGCUUCCACAUCUUUUACAUUUCAUAAUCAUUUUGUGGAAUCUCUUUGUCCUUUAGAAUAAAUGUUUGAUUGGGAGAGCUGAAAUAUGACUUCUAGUUCUUUAAUGUUUCCCUUAUUAUUAAAAUGGAAAGAUCUGCAUGUUCUUUAUACCAUUGUUAAAUUUCUUAGUAUAGAAACAAUAUGAUCAAUAGAGUGUUGAUUCCAUAGCAGAGGUGAUAAAUUUUAAGAGAUUUAACAUGGAAAUUACGUGUCAAUAUUUUGUACUUCAAAUGAAUUAAAUUUCCCAGUAUUUUUUUCCUGUAGUUAAAUUUAAUCACAUUAUCAUUUUAAUUUUUUUUAAUUAAGUUAUUAAGGAGAUAAAGCAUUUUUUUAAAUGUUAAUGUAUAACAGGUUUGACCAAUAUGACAGUUCUGGUAACAUCCUUUAUUGGGAGGUAAUUUUGAUGACAAAUUUUUUCUUUAGAAAUUGAAAAACAAAAGUACUGCAUUCCCACUACUACUCCUGGUGUGAAACAACUUAUAUGACUUGACUUCUUGUUUCUUAGAGAAAGAAGUUUAAGAAAAGAAGAAAUGGCAUGGAGAUUCUAUUUGUUUUGUUUUGUUUUUUAGGGAAGGCAGCCCGAGAAAAGAAGAAAUAGCACGGUAUAUAUACACAUGUAUAUAUGUAUAUAUAUUCCUGGGAAAGGAUAUUCAUAGGAGUACAGUUUUCAAUACUUUUAAUAUGUAUUAUUUUUUUUCAAAUGUGGCAGAGCCUUAGGAUACAGAAGAUUAUAUUUCUGAGAAUUCUUGUGUCUCUUAGAGAAAACAUACAGUGCAUAAAAAAGAGGCAUAGCUAAAAAUGGGUAGAACACUGACAUACUUUUAUCAUUAAACCAUUUAUCUAUUGGAAUUUUUAAAAGAAUUAGGUACAUGUUUUGAAUACAAAUUGAAAAGUCCCAGUUACAUACCAAAUCAAAAGUAGGUGAUUUCCAGAGCCUCGAUUUGGACUAUUUGCAGAUGACAAGUGGAUCAAGUAGCCCCUAAUUUGAAUUCACAAGUAAAUUCUUAUGGGUGAAAUCCAUCUGAGCACUCAUUCAAGGUAUGUCUUAAAAAGCCACAGCCAGGAACCUGGCCAUUUUUCCUGUUUUUUCAAUAAAUAUAUUUAAACCAUUUGAAAGGCCACAGCAAAACAUCCCAUGCAUCCACUGUUCUGUGCAGUGAUGUUUAUCUGUCUCAUAGAUGCAUUGAGUAGUGCCUUUUUAGCUUCUUCACGUUGCUUUGUUACCCUAUGCUUUGUGUUCUCUAAAUACGUUGCCCAGUUCUGAAAAUGUCCAGCAUAAAAAAGGGCUUCAGUAUCGACUGAGACUACUUUUGUUCAUCUCAGGGAACUUUCAAUACUGUAGAAUGAAUUCAAUUAAAGGCAUUUAGUGUUCAGAGAAGACAAACUGUACAAGACCAUUUCAUUCCCUAUUGUAUACCUUUCCAUCUGCCCUCCCCUUUGACUAUCUGCUGUGGCCUUCUGACAGGGACAGGGCAAGGAGAUCAUGGAAGGCUAACAGCAAGAUUAAAAAAAAGGAACUGAGGUUUAACCCAUAAGAGGGCAUAAGGGACCAUGACAAAAUCAAAUCAUAAAUACAUACUUGAAAUAUCUGGGGUUUUCCCCCCUUUGGACAAUAUUAUAUGUUCAUAGCUUUAAUUUUAGUUUUGUUUUGUUUUUCAUGAUUUAACCCUAUACCUGGCAAUGCUCAGGCAGCUGAUUGUGAAAAUCUUCCUGUACAUUAGAAAACAUGGUUGUUACUGUGUUGUUGACAUGAGUAGGCCAUAGAAACAUUUUCAUCGCUAUUACCCAGCCUGUUCUAUAACUAACCUUAAAUUGCUAAAAAAUAAAUCAGUAACAUGUUUUCUGGGCAAAUCUAAUGAUUCAGCCCACAGGACUGAUGACAUUUCUGUGGAAGCUUGUUUCUAUCUGAAAGAAGGUGCUGGGCAUUCAACUGUCUUCAUAUAUUGUGUAUCAUAUAAAUUGUAUAUCGAUUACUAAUGUGAAUUUCUACAUACGUGCUUAUAGAAGCAAUCUAUUUAAAUAAUGCUAUUAUUAUGGGUAGUGUACAUACCAAGUGGUUAUUAAGCUACAUAGGACAGAAGGGUGAACAAAGUAAUUUAUUUCUAAUCGAGUCAGUUAGUCAUAAUGCACACUAUGUGGUAUUUGGUUCAUAAAAGAGUUGUUUUCAUGUGGUUAUUGUACAGAGUAUUAUAAUUGUGGAAGGGUUGUGGGAAGAGUUAUGUAUAGCUAGUUGUAAUCUCUGCAAGUUGGAAAGUUUCCCCAUCAACCAUUAUCCAUAUACCAAUGUUUUAACAAUUGAGUGAGGAUUAUUGUCCGUAUUUGAAGAAAGUCCAGAUAAAGCCCACCUAGAAAUAGAUAUUUUCUUAUAUAUGUGCUAUAGAUAUAUCUUUAUAGUACAAAUAGACAUGUGUGAUGCAUAUACACAAUGCUAUAUAUGUGUAUCUGUGUGUAUACACACAGGGUCUGUAACAUACACUGUUAUACUAACAUCUUCAGGGUUUGCACUGUGAAUCACUCUGGAGAUAAUCCCAUUUUAGAGCAAAGAAGUUCUUUUGAGACUUUUGUCACUAAACUGCUUUAAGAGGGAUCUACUUUAUAACUGAAUUCUAUGUUGUUCAUAGCUAGAGUUACAAUAACGGUCUAGUGUAUCCAAAACUUUACAAAAAAAUUUAAAAAAUGUCUUCAAGCUGGUAAUGUAUUUGAACUGCAGUUUUCAGAUUGUGGCGUUAGGCCUCCUUGUGUCUCUCACUUAAGUAGCACUUUUUAAUAAAUACUGUUUCUUUGUGUAGGCAAAAGCACAAGUGUUUCAAAUGUAUAUAACAGGAACAAAAAAGAAGAGUUUACAGACAUAGUGUUGCUGCACAGGAGAGUUCUGAGUAUUUCUUAUAUAAUUUGUGGAGUUGAAAGAUGAGGUUUACUCUGUCAGGUUCAUUCUGUUCAACACUGUUUCCCUAUUGUUUGUAUAUAGCAAUUGGGUAUUAUUGUUUUAUCAUUUGUAAAAUUGUAAAAUAAAUUAAAAUCCCUUUUUUUUCCAAUUUUUCUUUUAUCUCUUCUAUCUAAGCCCAUGAUUCCACUUUAUGUGUCAAUAUCAGAUACAAGUUUUGCUUAUGUGUUUGUCUUCUCUUACCCUCAGUCCAUCCAUACCUCAGCAAACCGUUUCUUUUAAAGUGUGUACAUGGGAAUGUGAAUAAUAUUAAAAGACCCGUGAGCAUCAGGAAGUCCUUAACUUUGUGCAUGUUGCAUUCUGUAGUUGAGGGAAUGGAGUGGUACAGACAUUGUGGUCGUUUACAUCCAAUUUAUAUUCCCACUGGCUGCUGCCAGUGAGCCAUUCCAGUUGCAUGAAGGGAGAGGGCAAUGGCUCCUUAGACACUGCACACUCCCACAGCUGCCCCUUGACUUGUAAUUUCCAUUGCUGUUUGCUCCACUUGCUACUGUUUGCAGUUUGCCUUCCAGGAGAUGAUUCUGAAAAACUGCAUGUUUCAACCUGUUGCCAUGAUUUUCUCUAAGUGGCAAGUUUCUGUUUUUAGACCCUACACUGUUUACUGUAGAAAGUAUUGACUGUAAUUUUCAUGAGGUCACUUUUAGCAUUGUUCAAUUUGUAAACAUUUUCUGGAGACCAAGAAUGAGCUGUUAACACUGGUUAAUGAAUUCGGGCUUUCAUAUUUGCAUUUUAUUUUCAAAGACGUGUAUAUGAUGAGUCAUUUCUACAUGUUAUUGGGAUAUAAUCAGACUUCAUCGUGCAGAGCUACCACUUUUUGAUUUAGGGAUGAAAUUUCUGGCCUUUGGUAUGAGUUUUGUUGACUUUUAAUCAAUUUUCUAAAAGACAAUGGUAAAAAAAAAAUGCUCCUAAUAUCAAUUACCAUUGAAAAUACUGAUUAUUUUUAAUUAGAUCAAAGGGUAUUCUUGCUUGAUAUGUGGAUUGUUGUUGUUAGGUGCCGUCGAGUCAGUUCUGACUCAUAUCGACCCUAUGCACAACAGAACAAAACACUGCCCAGUCCUGCACCAUCCUUACAAUCGUUGUUAUGCUUGAGCUCAUUGUUGCAGCCACUGUGUCAAUCCACCUCGUUCAGGGUCUUCCUCUUUUCCACUGACCCUGUACUCUGCCAAGCAUGAUGUCCUUCUCCAGGGACUGAUCGCUCCUGACAAAGUGUCCAAAGUAUGUAAGACACAGUCUUGCCAUCCUUGCCUCUAAGGAGCAUUCUGGCUGCACUUCUUCCAAGACAGAUUUGUUCGUUCUUUUGGCAGUCUUGAUAAAUUCAAUAUUCUUCGCCAACACCACAAUUCAAAGGUGUCAACUCUUCUUUCGUCUUCCUUAUUCAUUGUCCAGCUUUCACAUGCAUAUGAUGUGAUUGAAAAUACCAUGGCUUGGGUCAGGAGCACCUUAGUCUUCAGGGUGACAUCUUUGCUCUUCAACACUUUGAAGAGGUCCUUUGCAGCAGAUUUUCCCAAGGCAAUGCAUCUUUUGAUUUCCUGACUGCUGCUUCCAUGGCUGUUGAUUGUGGGUCCAAGUAAAAUGAAAUCCUUCACGACUUCAAUCUUUUCUCCAUUUAUCAUGAUGUUGUUCAUUGGUCCAGUUGUGAGGAUUUUUGUUUUCUUUAUGUUGAGGAGUAAUCCAUACUGAAGGCUGUGGUCUUUGAUCUUCAGUAGUAAGUGCUUCAAGUCCUCUUCACUUUCAGCAAGCAAGGUUGUGUCAUCUGCAUAACGCAGGUUGUUAAUGAGUCUUCCUCCAAUCCCUAUGCAACGUUCUUCUUCAUAUAGUCCAGCUUCUCAUAUUAUUUGUUCAGCAUACAGAUUAAACAGGUAUGGUGAAAAAAUACAACUGUGACCCGCACCUUUCUUAACAUUAAACCAAUCAUUAUCCCCUUGUUCUGUCCGAACAACUGCCUCUUGAUCUAUGUAAACGUUCCUCAUGAACACAAUUAAGUGUUAAGAAUUCCCAUUCUUCUCAGUGUUAUCCAUAGUUUGUUAUGAUCCACACAGUCGAAUGCCUUUUCAUAGUCAAUAAAACAUAGGUAAACAUCCUUCUGGUAUUCUCUGCUUUCAGCCAGGAUCCAUCUGACAUCAGCAAUGAUAUCCCUGAUUCCAUGUCCUCUUCUGAAACUAGCCUGAAUUUCUGGCAGUUCCCUGUCGAUUUACUGCUGCAGCCAUUUUUGAAUGAUCUUCAGCAACAUUUUGUUUGCAUGUGAUAUUAAUGAUAAAAAAAAAUUGUUCUAUAAUUUCCACAUUCGGUUGGAUCACAUUUCUUGGGAAUAGGCAUAAAUAUGGACCUCUUCCAGUCAGUUGGCCAGGAAGCUGUCUUCCAUAUUUCUUGGCAUAGACGAGUGAGCACCUCCAGCGCUACAUCUGUUUGUUGAAACAUCUCAAUUGAUAUUCCAUCAAUUCCUGGAGCCUUGUUUUUCACCAGUGCCUUCAGAGCAGCUUGGCCUUCUUCCUUCAGUACCAUUGGUUCCUGAUCAUAUGCCACCUCUUGAAAUGGUUGAACAUCGACUAAUUCUUUUUGGUGUAAUGACUCUGUGUAUUCCUUCCAUCUUCUUUUGAUGCUUUUCCUGCGUCGUUUAAUAUUUUCCCCAUGGAAUCCUUCACUAUUGCAACUCCAGGCUUGAAUUUUUUCUUCAGUUCUUUCAGCUUGAGAAAUGCCGAGCGUGUUCUUCCCUUUUGGUUUUCCAUCUCCAGCUCUUUGCACGUGUUAUUAUAAUACUUUACUUCAUCUUCUUGAGAGGCCCUUUGAAAUCUUCUGUUCAGGUCUUUUACUUCAUCAAUUCUCCCUUUUGCUUUAGCUGUUCAACCCUCAGGAGCAAGUUUCAGAGCCUCCUCUGACAUCCAUCUUGGUCUUUUCUUUCUUUUCUGUCUUUUCAGCGACCUCUUGCUUUCUUCAUGGAUGAUGUCCUUGAUGUCAUUCCACAACUCAUCUGGUCUUCAGUCACUAUGUGGAUAGAUCUUCUAAAAUUGCUGUCUUAAUCUUCUUAUUUUAUAUUACAGUGAAAUCCUUUUCAAAAUGUGUUCUGAGAAACACUUGUUCAAGGUGCUUUGCAAGUGAAUGGUUUGUGCUGACAUAUUACAUAAUAAUCUCAGGAUUCACAAGGCAGUAUCGAUUAUAGAAAACUCUGAGAUGUCUGGAAAUACAGAAAAAAAUUUACAUUUUCUAACCAAGAAUUCUCAAAUAUAUUGGAUUGUUUCACCUUCAGUAUAUAUGGAACAUAUUUUAAGAAAUGCCAGAAUACAUUUUUUUUAAAAAAAAAAAAAACAACCUCCCCACAGAAUUAACAUCUGGACAUUUAUUUUUUUAUCUGUCUGAUAAAAUGCAUAUCUAUAAUGUACUUUGCCCCAAAAAAACAAACCCAUUGCCUUUGAGACAAUUCCUCCUCAUAGCAAUCCUACAGGAUGGAGUAGAACAGCACCGUAGAGUUUCUGAGGCUAUAAAUAUUUAUGGAGGCAGGCUGACACAUCUUUCUCCCAUGUGGCAGCUGAUGGGUUCAAAACGUUGACCUUUCGGUUGACAGCCAGGCCCUUAUCCACAGUGCCACCAGUACUCCUUUAUAAUGUACUGCAUAGUUUAUAAUGUAAAUAUAAAUUACACUACUCCCAGUUUGCAUCAUUUUGAUUUGUUAGGGCUUCCCUAGAGAGUUUAUAGAGAUUUAUAUUUUUCUAGGGUCCCUGGUGGUGCAGUGGUUGAUAACUUGGCUGCAAACCAAAAGGCUGGCAGUUCAAAUCCACCAGCUGCUCCUGGGAAACCCUAUCAGGAAGUUCUUCUCUGGCUGUCUUCCUGGGUCGCUGUGAGUUGGAAUCAGCUCAAUGGCAAUGGGUUUUAAGUUUUUCUAAGUUUUAUUGGGCUUUGAGUAAUUGAAUCAAACUAACCCAAUUCAUAAGGGCUUAUACUGUUAGUGCAAAAUAGGUUGAAUAUACCUGCAUAGUAACCAUAAAAUAUAUGGGCCCAAUUUAAAUCUCACUAGUCUUAUUUUGACAAAAUUUGUAUUGUUUUUAGGCUAAACGCUGUUCUAAAUGUUUAUAAAUAUCAACUGAUUUAAUCCUAAUAACACACCUUUGAGCUGGGUACUAUAAAUAUACCAGUUUUACAGAUGAAAUAAAACACAUUGAGGUUAAGUGACUUACUCUAGGUCACACAGCUCAGAAAUGAGGGACUCAGGAUUUGAACCCAAGUCAUCUGACUUUAUAGCCCAUCCUCUUAGCUGCUACAUUUUGAUGCUGCCUUUUCUUAUUGGCAACAAAUUACCUGGGAAACUAAGUUUGCAAACAGGUGAUUAUUUAAUUAGUCCACAAGUCAAGCAUAGAUAAGUAUAUAACCUGCUGCAUUGCAGUCAAUCCUGAAUAUAACUAACAAUCACUUACAAAAACUGGUGGUUAUUUUAUUCAGUAUUUUCUCUUCCCAGAGAUAAAAAUAUUUUCUUAAUAAUAUUUUCAAACAUGAGAAAUAUUUAAGCUGAUAAUUUUAUUUAUUUUCUGAAAAUUAGCUAUGUGCUUUUAAGUAAAUGAUUGCUGUCUCUUCUAAAAUAUUAAUCAUACCACAGCUACGUUCAUAACAGCAAUCUCAAAUCAACUGUAUUGCUAAUGCUAAGCAAUACGUAUGUAUCAGUUAACUUUAAGGCAAUAUAUAUAGCACGGGAAGGAAAAAAAAUUAUAAAAUACUAAUUUGCAUUUUCUAAAACAGCAGGAUAUUGUAGAAAGCAUGCUCUGCAUUGUCUGUCUAGCUCCAGCUUCCUCGGCUCCCAACACCACACAGAUGGGCUGACUAAGGGCACAUCUGCUAGUGUUGCCUAAGUGUAAACACACUCAGCUGGUAGCAGAUGUUUUCCCAGGAAAGAUCACUAUCACUGAAGCUGUUCUCUUUUGGACUCUAUGUUAGUUGAUCUCCAUGGUUGGGCACAAGGUCACUCUGUUGAAAUAGAUCAUUUGUUUUUCAGGUAUACAACAAAAACAGGGUGGGUGCAGGCUCAACUAUUUGAUAUUUACCAUAUACCAUCCAGAAGUAUUGCUGAAGACUCAUCUAAUAAGCCAGGAUUUUUUCCUUCUUUCUUCUUUUUUUUUUUUUUAGUGGGCCUUUGUUCAAGAUUGGAGUCCUAGUGGCACAGUGGUUAAGAGCUAUGGCUGCUAAACAAAAAGGUUGGUAGUUUGAUCCACCAGCCACUUCUUGGAAACAUUAUGGGGCAGUUCUUUAUACUGUGUUCUAUAAGGUAGCUAUAAGUUGGAAUUGACUCCACAGCAGUGGGUUUCUUUGUUUGUUUUGGUAUUCGAGAUUAAGGGCUUAUUCACUGAGAAAUUCAAAGGUAGAAUAUAAAGCUUCCUAAAAGAAAAAUGGAGCCCUGGUGGCACAGUGGUUAAGAGGUUGGCUGCUAACCAAAAGGUUGGCAAUUGGGACCCAAAAGUAAGUAUCCUUUUUGCUUCUCUAUGGUCAUUGAUGUCAUUCAAGUUAGUGAUCUUGUGAGCUGUUCUAAUAACUGUCUACAUUCAUAGGUCUCAGUCCUGCUUUUUUUCAAAAUGCUAGGCAUUCAUUAGUGAGCUAAUUUUAUUUAAUUCUGUAGGUCAUGAAGGCAUGGCUUUCAUAUGUAAAUUUAUGAAAUUAUUUAAUUUGUAUCUAUUUGCAAAUCUUGAUAGCAUGUAAAAAUGUAUAAAUACCCAUCUUACAAAAGGGUUACAUUUAUCCAACCAUCAUUUAUAGAGUACAACUAACUACUAGGCACUUUUUUAAACAUGAGAAAUAUUUUCCCUCAUGGUUACCAAUAUUUGGCUAGAAGAGAUAUACAAAAAAACUAAAUAAUCACAUGAUAUGGCAACAAGCUCUGUAUUCAGGGAGGUAAGGAAGCAUAGAGAAAACCCAUAGAUGGGGGACACAAAUCUCAGCCUAUAGAAAUGAAGACUCCAGAAAACAUCUUCUGACCAAUGGCUAUUGAGCUGAAUGUUAAAAGAUAUCUCUAAUUCAAUCCAACAACCAUUUAUUGAUUGAAUACCUAUAAUGUGCACCUACCAAAAGCUAGCAAUUUUUGUAUCUGCACAGCUUUAGUUCAGUUGUUGGAAUGGCAAGUAUCCCAGGAACUCAUAAUCUAUGAGCAUAGCAGUUGGCUAGUCAGGACAUGCAACAGAAAGUUCCAGAAUUCCAGAAGAGAUCUGAAACUAGUGGAAGAGCUCCACUCUUUCUGCAUAAACUGCCCUGGGCACAUCCUCUGCAACCUCAAAAUUUCCUCAGAGGACACAAGCCAAACUGAGCAUGGUUUGUAGUCAGGUAGUAAAAUCAAGACAAGUGAUAGUACAUUAACACAGAAGACCCAAAAAACAGAAACUAGCUGUGUUUUCAUUACACUUUAGUAACCUAAAGAGUAGGUAAAAGAAAUAAAAUAUUUUUAAAGAAAAUUGAAAUACUCUUCAAUCCUUGCUUUGGAAAUUACACAAUUUCCACUUCUCGUCCUAACCAGAUUUCCCCAGAAAUAUUGUUGAGUUACAAGUUUAAAUAAAAACUGAAGUCUACUCUGAACCAAGCACUUACCAACAUGACCAAGGAAGUGUAGAGCUACUAAAAUAGUCUAUUGUACAAUACCCUCCAUCUCCAAAUAUCACUGCUUUGGUAUCUAUUUGGUGUUUCUAGGUUGAAAGAAUAUACCAUAAAAGAAAAUGUCUGUGCUUGACUUAUUUUUUAUUUUGAGAUAAUUCCAGAAUUUGAAAACACACCUUCUCAAGAUUUUAAGGUAUAAGAUGUGAGCCUUCCAAGAUUACUUCUCAUUCAGUGACCACUUCAUUUCUCUCGUCUAUAGGCUCCUCAAUCUAUAUCCUUUUUAAAAUGUAGCAUUUCUUGAUGGUUUUGUCUUCAGCUGUUUUUUUAUCUCCACACCCUCUCCCUAUAGAUCUUACCUGUUCCAGUGCUUUGUCCACUUUGUAUGUGUGGACACCCGGGAGAUGACAAUAAAGCUCUUCAAAUAAAAAUGUGCAUAUCCUUAGUCUAGGUUCUCCUUAAACAUAGAUCAAAGGGGUUUUUGUGCAAAUAGUUUAUUGGGCAAAUGAUCCCAGAAGCCAGAAGGGAGGAAUCUGGGAAAGUGAAACAGGAAAGAGGAGAAAGCCAAUACAAAGGCUUGUUAUCAAGUUGAAUGCUUCUGUGGAAAACUGGUGAUCAAUUCCACUUGGAUCAUCUGAGGAGCCUUAUGAUAAGUGUUUCAGGAUAGUUCAUUGAAAGGAAGAAAGGAAGAAGUAAUUAUCCACCAGUCCCCAACCCCCACUGAGAAUUUCCCCAUAAGCUGUUAACCCCCUGACCUUCUGAGCUAUACAUGGAUGUUCUAAGCUAGCUCCUGAAGAAGUCUCACACCACGUGUCAAAUAAGCAUCCAGGCAGAAAGCAAUAGGACAAUGCAUGCUUGAAAUGAGGCACUGUCUGUAGAAUACUGCGUGAUAAAUCAGUGACUGGAAUCAGAAAUGAGACCGAGGAUAUGAGCCCCUGCACCAUGUGUUUAGUACAGUCCUUCUAGUGUAUCAGAUAAGCUUGUGUCCUUGAUUAAUUAUAAUCCAUAACCAAGUCUCUAAGUUGAUAGAUGGUUACCAGUUCUACCAAAGAUGUUAUAAAAGAGGAAUUGUUUAGUCUACUCCUUCCAGAUAUGCAUGAUCUUGUGUCAUAACUGAUAUUUACUAUCUCCUUCCUUCACCAUCCAUGUUAAAGUCACCUCACUUUAGCUGAUGUGGGUUUCUUGCCUAGUCGGUGACUCAAACUUUCACAUCAAGGAGUCAAAGCCCUUAUUUGACCUUUCCUUGGUGGGCCAUGAUUGCUGCAAUUAUCCAUUCUGAUUUAUUUCUAAGCAUUAAAGCACCAAGAGAUUGCCCAGUAAAUCUCCUGGGUCCCAGACAUACUUUCCCAUUUCCCCAUUGUACAGAAGCAACUCUAACUCUUUAUCAUGAUCAGUGUCAAUUACCCCUGCCAUUAUGAUAACUCCUUUCUUUGUCUGUUGGCUCACUAGCACGAGUCCAAAGAAAUGGGACAGUAAUCCUGACUUCAAGUUCAGUGGAAUCUUUAUUUUUUCUCCUGAAGGAAGCCUUCCCCCACUACAAACCAAGACUCCUUAUCCAGAAAAGGCUAAACUGUGGACACAGAAAAGACAAAUUAUCAAAAUGGAUUAACUGGAACAAUUUUGAGAGAGUUUAAUGGCACUUGUAUUACUUGGAUCUGGGAUUUGGGUAUUAUAGGUGUUGGGGACACAAAAACCACAAACUGGCCAUAAGUAUAAUAUAUGACACAUCUCUAAGGACAGCACCAAAAUCCGCAUGGUGCACUGGCCCUGAGCUAUCAUUUUAGGUGAGCAGUUAAUAGGUCAUUUUAUUAUUCUAUUAGGCUAGUGCUUUGGUGUGAUAAGGUUUGUAGUAAGAAAAAUAGAUUCCACAGUAAUGGUAAUGCACACAUUGCCUCACCUUGUUUGUCAUAAAAUUGUCUGUUAGUCUGAAGAAAUGUUGUGCAAGAUUCUUUCCAAUGAAUUUUUUAAGAUCCUGGACAGUAAGGUUAGUAGAGGCACUAUGUCUAAGAAAGAAAAUCUAUAUCCAGAAUUGUGUCAAUUUUGGUAAAAUUAAAUUGCUACCUCUUCCAAUGUUAAAAAGCCCAAUAUAAUUUUAAAUUGCCUCAUUUCAAAAUGCCCCUAUGCUGUUUAACUGGACUUGGUACCAUAUUAAAAGUCCACAUUGGUUGUUGCCACUGACAGGCUAUAGAUCCAACAGUUGAAAUAGCUAAUCCACCUUGGUGAGAGGAAAAACACAUUGUUGGGUCCAUACAUAGUUCCACCACUGCUGCCGUGGACAACCGGUUUAUAGGCCCAUUGUACAAAUAUUGUGAUGGUGAGGAAUAGGCUAAUUAACAUCAGCAGUAUGUCAUCUUGUCCACCUAGUGAUUGAGAUUCUCCUGUCUAAUAGAGACUUUCUGUCAGACAUUAAUGUAAAACAUACAAUAAUCCACAAACUUUGUGCCCUCUCCCAUAUCCAUCGACAUAUUAUACCUCAGAAUUCUGUGUUUUGAUCUUCUGCUUUUUGUCUCAGUCCUUCCCAACCACUCAAAUAAUUUACAACUUCCAUACAAAGUGAAUGACCACAGAUACUACUUCCAACUCUGUAUUUCUUCCCACCACUGUCCUUUAGGACCAAGCUUGGGUUGGGCUACAAUGCAGCAGCAGUACAUUUUCAGCUCACAUCAACAUAUUGAGUUGACCUAUCUGACUACCAGACUCAAGUUUUACUUCUCUGUUAUUGGUCUAAGGGAACUUUGUAGGAGUCCACAGAUGUGAGCUGAGAGACUAAAAAAAAAAUUAUUCAAUAGAUGUAGCUGACAUGGGAUUCUGGACUUCAUAUUCAUGUGACUUUCUUAUGUACCCGAGAUCCAUUUAGGCCCUAUCCCAAUUUCCACUAUACUGUAGAUUACUGUUGUGCCUAAAUGAUCUUAUGACUCAGAGUAUAUGAUACUAUACAGGUGAAAUCUGGGAGACCAGUAAUGAGCCUACAGUAAUCAUCCAAGAUAGAGAUGAUGGUGGCUUGGACCUUAGUGGUGGAAGUAACAAUGGAGAGAUGUGGUCAUAUUUCAGAUAUAUGCUUUUUGAAAGAUAGAACUAAUAGUACCAAACCAAAAACCAAACCAUUGUCAUUGAGUCAAUUCCAACUCAUAGCAACCCUAUAGGAUAGAGUAGAACUGCCGCUUAGGGCUCCCAAGAAGCAGCUGGUAGAUUUGAACUGCCUACCUCUUGGUUAGCAGGUGAAUGCUUAACCACUGUGCCACCAGGGCUUCAGAGCUAAAGUUAUUGGCUGACAAAUCCAACAUAAAGUAUAAGAGAAUGACAUGAGUCAAGGAUUUUGUCCUGAGCACCUAUAAGUAUGAAGAUAUCAAGUUGGCAGUUGGAUAUAUGAGUCUGAAAUUUAGGAGAAAGGUCUGGACUGAAUAAUAAGUAUUUUGGAGGACACAGUAGUGUGCUGCACUGAUUCCCGUUCAAGGAAGGAUAGAGUGGCCCAGCUAUCAGCAGGCAGACUUCACUUCUCAGCCAUGUAAAGCUUUCCUCAGCUGAAGCGAACUGCCUUAGCUAGGAUCACUCCAAUCUCAGGGCAGCCCACAUCCAAUAGGUGAUUAAAGGGGGAAUAUGAAGCCCAGAUAUUUUGUCCCCAUAUGAGACAACUCUAAUGGACUCUAUAAACUCCGGAGCUUCCCAUGGAGUUGGCUGAUUGUCCGCAUUAGAGUUUGACUUCUGGCUCUGCCAAAUCAUGCCUGCUCCCUCUUCAAUACACUCAUGUUGAUUCCUAAUAAACACCCUACUUACAAAGCUCCAUCUCAAUGUCUGCUUCCAGAGAACCUAACCUGGGUCAGCUGGUGCUGGAAAUGGCAGAUAAAUCAGACAAUAUGAUAGUGUUUUACAGCUGGCUAACUUGCCACCUAGCUGGAAAGGAGGAACUUAUUCUUUUACGGUUGGUAGGUGGAGCAGAGCUGGUAUACGAUGGUACUCAAUUGCUAAAAAUCUCACCCAGCGUGUUCAGGUGGUAUACUGGUGCUAUAUAACAGGAAUAGGGGACAUAGUAAUUAUAAGGACAAUAAGACUGAAAGGUUAUUGUUAAAAAUAAUAAAUUAUGCCCCAGAAAAAUAUAAUGAAACACUAGUGCCAAUUAACAUGCAAUUGACAAACAUGAAAGACAGAGGGACUCAAUGGGAGCUCUCAAAUAGAUAGUCUUUCUCUGAAUACGGAGAAAGCUGGGAGCCAGAGCCAAAAUGUAGUUAUCGGAGUAGCCCAUCUCCAAAGAAGGUUAAACUCUCAACCAUGGGACAUUGUUAUAUAAAAAUCAGAGCACUGUUUGGAGAAAAGAGAAUCUGACACAUGGGUUGAUGGCCCCCAAAUUAUUGAAGCUUGAUUUUCCGGAAACACAUUUCAAGCGUUCAAUAGCACUUGAAAUAGUUCAACAUUGCUCAAAAAGCUCAAUAAUGUUCAAUAUGAAGCUAGUGAAUUGUACGGCACAACUCAAGGCUUUCUUUCUGUGAUAAACUGUAGGAGAACUUUUACAGUCAAUAAUUAGGUGAUGUCUAUGCAGGGAAGAGCCCAGGGCUACAGACCAAAAGGCCUGGCGUAGUGCUCUCUUUUUCUGUGAAAUCUCUCAUUUUCAGCUUAUCUUUUAACUGGGAGAGUAAUAUCACUCUCAUACAGUCUAAUACUUAGAUUUGCAAAGCUGAGAUAACUGAUAGAAAAAUAAUUUUAGUGGUGAAAACAAUUUUGUGAUGUACCAUGUACUGAGGGAGCCAGAUAUUAGAAAUGGUGUAAAGGUACUGGAUUAUCACAACAAAAUAGAAUAUAGAAGCCCUGAUCUUUCAUGAUAAUUUUACCCCAUGUUUAUAUCAUUAAACAGUAUGUAGUUUAUUAUAAAAACCAAACCCUUUGCUGUCAAAUCAAUUCCAACUCGUAGCAACCCUAUAGGACAGAGUAGAACUUCUCCAUAAGGCUUCCAAGGAGUGGCCAGUGGAUUCGAACUGCCAAACUUUUGGUUAGCUGCUUUAGCUCUUAACCACUGCACCACCAGGACUGCGUAGUUUAUUAUGCAUGUAUAGAGUACAAGUAGAAUUGUACUCUAUCAUUUUUCUCUCAGCAUAUUUGUGGCCUUUAUUGAUGUUGAUGCACUUAGCUCUAUUUCAUUGAUUUUUGCUAUUAUUUGGUAUUUUAUUGUAGAAAUGCAAAUUUUGAAGUGCUAUUGGAAAGGUGUCUUGGUGGCACAGUGGUUAAAGCACUCAGAUGCUAACCAAAAAGUCUGCUUCGAGGCAGAAAAAUGCAGUUCUUUGCUUCUGUAAAGAUUUACAGCCUUGGAAACCCUAUGGGACAGUUCUACUCCAUCCUGUAUGGUCACUAUGAAUCAAAAUGGACUCAACAGCAGUGGGUUCUUUUGCAAUAUUCAGGUGAAAUAAUAAUUCUCAGACAACAUCCUUCCUCCAGCUUUCCAGAUGGAAAGCUGAAGGUCCCCAGCAUGUGUCAAGAUAUACUCAUGUGCACACUGGUAUGUCUCAAGUCAAAAAUUGUAUUAAUUACAGGUUGAUUCUCCAGGUAAAGAUUUUCCCUCUCCAUGAACACUUAAUUCCAUUGGCUCAAAAGGAAACAGGGUACCUCAAGGAGAAGAUGCACUCAGGGUGACUAGGACCCUGACUGUAUUAAAUGAUAGCUAUUUUUUUUAUUAUAGAUCUAAAUGUGGUUUUCUGUUACUUUUUGCUUAUCCACCCUUCAGGAACAUGUAUCUUUUUUGUUUCUUUAAUCUUAUUUCUUGACUUUUAAAUUUUAUGGGCCAAAUAGUAUGCUUCAGUUGUACUAAAUUUUAUCUGUCUCCUAAAUACACCAGUUUCUUCCUUUGGCCUCUGGACUAUUUCUUUUAGCUAGAGAGCACCAUUUCUGACACCGCACCCCCACUACAUGUUAUUUGGCUAGCAUCUAUUUAUCACUUGGGUUUUAGCUCAACUGGUUCAUAUUUCCCCUAUCACAGCACUGUCCAUACUUUAUUAUUAUUGUGUGUUUAAUUUUCUAACUACUAUAUAAAAUUGUAAAUAUCUCAGAGACACAGAUUGCAUUGUAUCUCCUCAACUUUUUAUGAAUCGUACCUCUCACCUUAUUUGACACGUGGUAGGUCCUUUUAGUUAGAUGAUAUUUUAGUUGGAUGAAUCAUUUAAUGACUAUGUUUCAUUGAUUCUUGGGCAUACACAUUUUAAUAUUUUAACAUCUCUGAAAUCAGAGUGAUGCUUAGUAUCGAUGGUGUUUACAGAGUAACUGGAAGAUGUUUUGUUUUGGCUUAGUUUCACCUAAAUGCUUACAAAUUGAGGAUGUCUUUGAAUCUAUUUUUUUUUAAUCUACCCCCCCCAAAAAAAGGUAAUUAAUGAUGGAAAUUUUAAAGUUUGAAAUUAUCUCUUAUCUCUACUGGUUGACAGUUAAUAAAUAGUAAGUAUAAUAAUAAAUGUGAACAUGAGUUAAUUAUUAACCACCAAUUUGCAUGGAUCAGAUUCUUUCUGUCACUUUUGUAUUCUCAAAAAAAAUUGCAUAACAAUUUCUUCUAUGUAGCAUUAGCUUGUUCUCAUAAGAAAAACAAAUUGUUGCAACCCAAAACUUGACCAGCUAGAUCUCAAAAUACCUACCUACCUCAUUGGUAAGCAUUGUAUGUUAAUAUUACUAAGUUUGUCUUAAUCUUUGCAGCUUGAGAAAGGAAUACAAUUUAGUUGCAGCCAGGUAAGCAAUGAAUUCUUUAGAGACCCUUAGCCCUAAAAGAUUAUAGUUUCUUACAAUGUAUGAUUUAAAAAAAAAAAAAGGUGCUAUUACACAGUAAAUAUGAGUAUAAGAAAGUAAGUCUCCAGAUACCUAUAUAUUUAAAAAAAAUUGUUAAUUAUCAAAUUCUUUAAAAAAAAAAAUUGUGUUGCUGUCAGGCUGGUUUUCUUUCUAUUGAGCAGUCUAGCAUUGGCCACAAUGCUCAGGCAACAUUGAGAGGACAGAACAGUUUCAAGGUGUGUUUAAAUCUACAAUCUGUUAUUUACAAUUAUGAGUCAAAAAUUUAGAAGCCACCUGCAAAGGAUCCAGAAUGCGUACCAUUAUAUCUGAAGGGGAAGUGUCAUGGGCUCUUUUUGAGGCAGAAACUGUCUACUCGCUAUGCAGCUGUUCCUGGAUACCAGGGCUCUGUGAAUAUCUUGUUCUAAUAUCCAGACCUCCAGGGCUCAGUGAACAUGGGUACUAGUCUCUUUGUUCUAAGUCAUCACUGCCUUUUACGUACUCUCCCUUGGACUCCAGGAUUUAUUUAUUUAUUUAUUUUGAAUGUUUGGACUCCCCUCCCUUCUCCUUCAUUUUUUUUUUUUUUAAUUUUUAUUGUGGUUUAAGUGAAAGUUUACAAAUCAAGUCUGUCUCUCAUACAAAAAUUUAUAUACACCUUGUUAUAUACUACUAGUUGCUCUUCCCCCAAUGAGACAGCAUACUCCUUGUCUCCACCCUCUGUUUUUGUGUCCAUUCGGGCAGCUUCUGACCCCCUCUGCCCUCUCAUGUCCCCUCCAGACAGGAAUUGCCCACAUAGUUUCACAUGUCUACUUGAUCCAAGAAGCUCACUCUUCACCAGUAUCAUUUUCUAUCCCAUAAUCCAGUCCAAUCCCUGUCUGAAGUGUUGGCUUUGGGAAUGGUUCCUGUCUUGGGCUAACAGAAGAUCUGGGGACCAUGAUCUCCAGGGUCCUUCUGGUUUCAUUCAGACCAUUAAGUCUGAUCUUUUUACAAGAAUUUGAGGUCUGCAUCUCACUGCAUUCCUGCUCCCUCAGGGGUUCUCUGUUGUGUUCCCUGUCAGGGCAGUCAUUGAUUGUGGCUGGGCACCAUCUAGCUCUUCCGGUCUCAGGCUGAUAUAGUCUCUGGUUUAUGUGGCCCUUUCUGUCUCUUGGGCUCAUAAUUACCUUGUGUCUCUGGUUCCAGGAUUUACUGAAGAAUCAUACACCAGAUUCUGGCUCUAGGAAGAAGGCCUGGACAUACGGAUAUUGGCUUUCACUCUCCUCUUCACUGCAUCCUUCUAAUGAGCCUGACUUCACAAAGGAGCCUGCCUUGGGAUUCUCAGGAUAAUCAUCAGUAUGGGAAACACAUCCAGGUUUUCUGAUUCUAAUUCAGAAUUUACCAACAUUGCUCUAAUUCCAGCACCCUUCCUUUAAAUGUUCAUACCAUGAUGUAUUUUGACGAUGAGUAAAGUUAUAUAACAAAAUGCCACAAAAUCCAACUUCCUGAUUCAGAGAGAAAGCUGAAGUCAUAGGGGCUAGCUUUGUUUUGAACUCAUCAUGCUCAAGAAGAGUAACUGUGAAACCAAUGUUGAUGUUAAAAUAAAAUUUAUAUAUGCAAGCAGUGGAAAUUUUAGGGUAAAUGGAGCAACCCUUGGCUUCCCAUCUCACUCAGACAUAAAGUCAGCCCUUACAGUGGUCUUCAUUAUAUGAAACAUCUCAUAUACACAUAUGUCCUUCCUUUGCCUCAUUCCAACCACACUGGUCUCCUUGCUAAUCCUCAAACCUAUCAUUCAUGUUUCUGCCUCAGAGCCUUUGCACUUGCUGUCUACUCCACCUGGUAUUCCCUGUACUGCUAGAUAUCUCAAUGGCUCACAUCCUCACUGACUUCUUUUCUUAAAUGUCAGUCACAUUUUUAGCAGGCCUUUCCUAUCUACCUUAUAUAAGAUUAGUUAAAAACACUCGUCUCCCGUCCCUGCCUUAUUCUUUUCCUAACACUCAUCACUUCCUAAUAUCUAUAUAUUUUACCGAUUUAUUACUUAUUGUCUAACUUCCUGUAUUAGAAUGUUAGCUCAGAGAGGGCAGAAAUUCUUGCUCCUACUGUUUCCUGCUGUAGCCUUGGCAUUUAAUACAGUACCUAGUAGAUACUAAACAUAUAUUUUUUGAGAGAAAGAAACAUUUAAAAAUAUUUUAAGAUUCAGGAUUACAGUGAUAUCUAGGUUCAUAUGUUGAUAGGCAGUAAGAGAUUAAAGUGGAAAAAUAUCAUGUCUAUUCAAUAAACCCGUUAUUUAUCACUAACACUCAUUAAUUUUGUACAUUGGAAUACAGCAUUUGUAUCUAAAGCUAUCCAUUAAAAAACAAACAAAACUUGAACUCUUCUUUCAUAUUUUCUCAUUUUUAUUUCUUAUAUCAUGACCAUAACCAUAAAUUAAAUUCAGGGUGUCAUUCAUUCACUUGUUCACUCUUUUAAUACAGGGUUAUAAGAUACCUCCUCUGAGUCAAGCAUUUUUUACACCUCAUGAUAUCAGCUAGUCAGUUUGAUUUAUCAUGGAUCAUUUAACAAAGCAAAACAAAACAACAACAAAAAAGCAGAUAUAGCUUUUCUGAUAUUAAUUGUAGAACUUCACUAUACAAAUGACACAAAUAAAGUCUGUUUACCUUAGCAGUAUCUGUCUUUUCUUCUAUUACAUUUUCAGACAUUCUCCUCUAAGUAGAUCUAUGACCCAGGAAUUUGUUAAUUCUGUGAGUAACCCUCAGCCAAAGGCUAGAGGAAGUAUACUUCCCACCUUAGGGGAGGGAGUGCAGCAGUUCACAACAGCUUAUACUCGUAUAAUCACUGGUACCCACACUGAUGGUUUUGACUGUGUUUCUUUUUCAGCUUUCAUUUUAUUACUAUGAAUUCUAAGUUUGCACUAUGAAACCAUCUUCAUAAUCUAAAAUGCAUAAAAAUAAAUUUUUACCAUCAAGUCCAGUAUGAACAUAUUUGAUUUCCAUGACACAACUAAAUUUAAGUUAGAGUGUUCACUCUAGUAUAAAGACUACGGAAAGAUAAAAUUUCAAAAAGAGGUAAUGGAUUUCCUUACCAAGGAAUUUACCCUCUGCUCAUAAAGAAAAAAAAAGGAAAGUAAGAAGAAGAAAUCAAGAUUUAUUGUUUUUAAGAACCUCUCUAUCUUCUAGUCAAUGCUCAAUUUCAAGGAGGCUUGAGGGAGGGUCUGGCAAAGUUUCAGGUGGGUGGAAAAGAGUUCAAAUUUAAUCAAGCUUGUUCAGUCAUCCCUGGCUGGAUGCUAAGUGGUUCUGUGAAUCAUUAAAAAGGGGGGAGGUAGGAGUGGAGGUACAGGGCAUACUCUACCAUAGCAGGGAAAUCUCAGACAAGCAUAUCUAAAUAGCAGGUAUAUUUGUUUCACCAUUUUACAAAAAAUCCUUUUAAAUGCUAAGCAACAUAUAAUAUCAUUGAGCCUUUCAUUCAAGGGUGGGGAUAAAAAUGAUUUAUCCAAUUAGUUUGUCAAGCUUGCUUUGCCAUUUGCAAAUGGAAUUCAUCCAUAGCUAGGUGAUUGUACAGUAAUACACACAAAAUGUAAAACCUCCCUUUAGGAUAAAUACAUGGCAUUUUAAUUACUACCAGCUAGAUUGAAAUGCUGCUCCAGUUCAGGGAGUUAAAGAAUCAGUGAGAUGCUGUUUCUGUUCUCCUUAACAUAUGACUCAGUCAUGCUUCUCUAUUGUCUAUUUCUCUUAGAAGGUGAUUAGUGCCAGAACUAGACAGUUUAUGGAAAAAAACUGUAAAUGUCCCCACUUAUUCCUAAUUGAGAACAAGAGAAUUCUUUGUUGUGGUGAAUGUAUUUAGGCAUAAAAUUACAAUCAUUUUGACAUUAAAUUCUUUCAUUACUCUAUUUUCCUAGCGUGUACGUUUUACAGAUAUUUGUUGAAAUGCUGAAAACAAUCUUUCCUUCAAUGCCUUUGUCUACUUUCUCCUCUUACCUCCAUCUUCACUUCUCUCAGACCAACACUCACCCUCUUCUUUAUUAUGAACUAUUAUGAGCAACGUUUAUUAUUAACGUUGCUUUUGCCCCCACUGGUUUAUGUAAGAAGAAAAUCUAAGAUAAGAAACAAUUGGUAAAAUCAUUGUCCUAUUGGACAGGUUUCAGAGAGUUAAUAUCAAGCAUCAUGAGGCAGAAAUCAGAGCAGGAAGAGGCAUUCCUUCACUGCGCAGUGAGGAGCCCAGGCAGCUGGCUCCAAAAUUGCUCUGAGUAGUGCCCUGGCUUAAAGAGUGUCUGAAAGGCACCAGUGGCAUAGGCCUGCCCAACCUCCAACCUGCAAUUAACAGAGCCACUGAAGCCUGUAAGUGUUACACACAGCCUCCUGAGUUUUUGAGGCCAGCUGCAAUGGGUAACGUAACCUAAUAAUGCCCUGUGAACUUGCUCCUUUCUGCUGCAUACAAUGCCCCUGAACUUUUUUGCCCUUUGCUCUCAGGAAAAGCUGACGUGCAUAACCUUGGACAAUGGAACCUAAAAGGAGGCAUGCUGGCUUCAGUAUGUCCUUUGAAAGUCCCUUCUGAAGAAAGUCAGUCACUAAUAUCCUGACAGCUCCCUUUAGGACCAUAACUGCAAGGUCAGUACUGCAAACAAGUCCUGCACUGGAGAAAGGAGAAAAAGAUAGGAAUAUUUGACUUCAAACCUUCCGGUAAUUUUCAUUAAAAGAUAAAUCUUCUUCAGUCUAUUUUAAGCCUGGGUUUUUAUAACACAAAUAAAAGAAGCAGUGUGAAAAAGAUUUUAUUUCAACUACCACAUUUUCCCUACUGCUCGUUUUCAGUCUAUAAAUGCAUUUAGCAAGUCCAAAGGCAAUUGGAAAGUGUAUAGCAUAUGGUAGCUUUCCAGCCCGGUGAAAUAUUGUUCAAUCAGGUUAGAAAAUUCAAGUUCUGACUCUCCCAGAGAGAGAUUCUUUGUUCAUUACUAAGAAGACAGCAAAAGUUAACUUACUCUCCACCUGAGUCUCUUCAUGUGAAGUGACAACAUGAUCAAGGGCUCCAUUGUGUGAAAACACAGUAAGUGGCAGAAUGUCACCUGCCAUUGCAAAGCUAUACUUCAACAAACUGAGAGUUGGAGAGAUCUCAAAUAGGUGAUUUCAGUGAAGAAAACCUACCUUCAAUACAUGUGCCCCUGAGCACACUGCUUAGCCAUACUUUAGGAUACACAGGUGCCUGAGGAAGUCUUCUCUGGUAUAGCCAUUUACCAGAAAGGGUACAGUUCCACAGGGAGGGUGUAAUUCUGAUGACAUAAACAAAAGGCCACUCAUUUCCUAGGAUGACCUAUAAAAACUGAUGUAAUUGUUGUUGUUGUUAGGCCGUCGAGUUGGUUCCGACUCAUAGCAACCCUAUGCACAACAGAAAGAAACACUGCCUGGUCCUGAGCCAUCCUUACAAUCGUUCUUAUGCUUGAGCUCAUUGUUGCAGCCACUGUGUCAGUCCAUCUCAUUGAGGGUCUUCCUUUUUUCCACUGACCCUGUACUCUGCCAAGCAUGAUGUCCUUCUUCAGGGACUGGUCCCCCCUGAGAACAUGUUCAAAGUAUGUAAGACGCAGUCUCGCCAUCCUUGCCUCUAAGGAGUGUUCUGGCCACACUUCUUGCAAGACAGAUUUGUUCGUUCUUUUGGCAGUCUUGGUAUAUUCAAUAUUCUUCACCAACACCACAAUUCAAAGGCGUCAACUCUUCUUCGGUCUUCCUUAUUCACUGUCCAGCUUUCACAUGCAUAUAAUGCGAUUGAAAAUACCAUGGCUUGGGUCAGGCGCACCUUAGUCUUCAAGGUGACAUCUUUGCUUUUCAACACUUUGAAGAGGUCCUUUGCAGCAGAUUUACCCAGUGCAACGCAUCAUUUGAUUUCUUGACUACUGCUUCCAUGGCUGUUCAUUGUGGAUCCAGGUGAAAUGAAAUCCUUGACAAUUUCAAUCUUUUCUCCAUUUAUCAUGAUGUUGCUCAUUGGUCCAGUUGUGAGGAUUUUUGUUUGCUUUAUGUUGAGGUGUAAUUCAUACUGAAGGCUGUGGUCUUUAAUCUUCAUUAGUAAGUGCUUCAAGUCCUCUUCACUUUCAGCAAGCAAGGUUGUGUCAUCUGCAUAACGCAGGUUGUUAAUGAGCCUUUCUCCAAUCCUGAUGCCCCGUUCUUCCUCACAUAGUACAGCUUCUCCUAUUAUUUGUUCCGCAUACAGAUUAAAUAGGUGUGGUGAAAGAAUACAACCCUCACGCACACCUUUCCUGACUUUAAACCAAUCAGUAUCCCCUUGUUCUGUCUGAACAACUGCCUCUUAAUCUAUGUAAAGGUUCCUCAUGAGCACAAUUAAGUGUUCUGGAAUUUCCAUUCUUCUCAGUGUUAUCCAUAGUUUGUUAUGAUCUACACAGUCGAAUGCCUUUUCACAGUCAAUAAAACAUAGGUAAACAUCCUUCUGGUAUUCUCUGCUUUCAGCCAGGAUCCAUCUGAUAUCUGCAAUGACAUUCCUGGUUCCACGUCCUCUUCUGAAACCAGCCUGAAUUUCUGGCAGUCCCCGUCAAAAACUGCUGCAGCCGUUUUUGAAUGAUCUUCAGCAAAAUUUUGCUUGCGUGUGAUAUUAAUGAUAUUGUUCUAUAAUUUCCACAUUCAGUUGGAUCACAUUCCUUGGGAAUAGGCAUAUAUAUGGAUCUCUUCCACUCAGUUGGCCAGGAUGCUCUCUUCCAUAUAUUUCUUGGCAGAGAUGAGUGAGCACCUCCAGUGCUGCAGCUGUUUGUUGAAACACGUCAAUUGAGAGUCCAUCAAUUCCUGGAGCCUUGUUUUUCACCAAUGCCUUCAGAGCAGCUUGGACUUCUUCCUUCAGUACCAUUGGUUCCUGAUCAUAUGCCACCUCUCGAAAUGGUUAAAGAUUGGCUAAUUCUUUUUGGUAUACUGACUCUGUGUAUUCCUUCCAUCUUCUUUUGAUGCUUUUCCUGCGUUGUUUAAUAUUUUCCCCAUGGAAUCCUUCAAUAUUGCAACUCGAGGCUUGAAUUUUUUCUUAAGUUCUUUCAGCUUGAGAAAUGUCGAGCGUGUUCUUCCUUUUUGGUUUUCCAUCUCCAGCUCUUUGCACAUGUCAUUAUAAUACUUUACUUUGUCUUCUCAAGAGGCCCUUUGAAAUCAUCUGUUUAGUUCUAUUACUUCAUCAAUUCUUCCUUUUGCUUUAGCUGCUCAAUGCUCAAGAACAAGUUUUACAGUCUCCUUUGACAUCCAUCUUGGUCUUUUCUUUCCUGUCUUUUCUGUCUUUUCAGUGACCUCUUUCUUUCUUCAUGGAUGAUGUCCUUGAUGUCAUUCCACAACUCGUCUGGUCUUCGGUCACUAGUGUUCAAUGAGUCAAAUCUAUUCUUGAGAUGGUCUCUAAAUUCAGGUGGGAUAUACUCAAGGUCAUAUUUUGGCUCUUGUGGACUUGCUCUGAUUUUCUUCAGUUUCAGCUUGAACUUGCAUGUGAGCAAUUGAUGUUCUGUUCCCCAGUCAUCCCCUGGCCUUGUUCUGACUGAUGAUAUUGAGCUUUUCCAUCGCCUCUUUCCAUGGAUGUAGUCAAUUUGAUUUCUGUGUGUUCCAUGUGGCGAGGUCCAUGUGUAUAAUCACCAUUUAUGGUGGUGAAAGAAGGUAUUUGCAAUGAAGAAGUCAUUGGUCUUGCAAGAUUCUAUCAUUCGAUCUCCAGCAUUGUUUCUAUCACCAAGACCAUAUUUUCCAACUACUGAUCCUUCUUCUUUGUUUCCAACUUUUGCAUUCUGAUCGCCAGUAAUUAUCAAUGCAUCUUGAUUGCAUGUUCGACCAAUUUCAGACUGCAGCAGCUGAUAAAAAUCUUCUAUUUCUUCAUCUUUGGCCCUAGGGGUUGGUGCGUAAAUUUGAAUAAUAGUUGUAUUAACUGGUCUUCCUUGUAGGCCUAUGGAUAUUAUCCUAUCAUUGACAGCACUGUACUGCAGGAUAGAUCUUGAAACGUUCUUUUUGAAGAGGAAUGCAACACCAUUUCUCUCUGAGUUGUCAUUCCCAGCAUUGUAGGCUAUAUGAUUGUCCAAUUCAAAAUGGCCAAUACCAGUCCAUUUCAGCUCACUAAUGGCUAGGAUAUCGAUGUUUAUGCAUUCCAUUUCAUUUUUGAUGAUUUCCAAUUUUCCUAGAUUCAUACUUCGUACAUUCCAGGUCAUGGUUGUUAAUGGAUGUUUGCAACUGUUUCUUCUCAUUUUGAGUUAUGCCACAUCAGCAAAUGAAGGUCCUGAAAGCUUUACUCCAUCCACGUCAUUAAGGUCGACUCUACUUUGAGGAGGCAGCUCUUCCCUAGUCAUCUUUUGAGUGCCUUCCAACCUGGGGGCUCAUCUUCCAGCACUAUAUCAGACAAUGUUCUACUGCUAUUCAUAAGGUUUUCACUGGCUAAUGCUUUUCAGAAGUAGACUGCCAGGCCCUUCUUCCUAGUCUGUCUUAAUCUGGAAGCUCAGCUGAAACCUGUACUCAAUGGGUGACCCUCCUGGUAUCUGAAUACCAGUGGCAUAACUUCCAGCAUCACAGUAACACACAAGCCCCCACAGUGCGACAAACAGGCAGAAAAACUGAUAGCAUUUUAAAAUUAACUCGUUUCUAAUAUUUUACAUGUAGGGAGUAUGCACUGUGAUUUUUAAAAUGUCCAAUGAAGCACAGGAUUCUAACUAAUGAAAGACGUAUUGUCAUAAAAAUGGUGGCAGAGGUGGGCCCAAGAUGGCAGAGUAGUCAGAUGCUUCCGGUGAACCCUCUUGCAACAAAGACCCAAAAAGACAAGUGAAAAGAUUACAUUUAUAACAGGCUAGGAGCCCUGAACAUCAAACACAAAGUUAGAAAAUGCACUGAGUGCCAGGGGGAGGGAGAGACAGUUCAGAAGUGGAGAGGAGUUGCCGGACCUGAAUUGCUUGGAACCCUCAGACUGUGGUGGGCUGGUGGUAGCAUUUGGCCACAGUUUUCUCAGGGAGAAACAGCAAGCCACGCAGCCUACACACAUCUCCAGAACCAGAGAAGAAUGGCUCUCUCAGCAAAAACUAAGAACUUGUGUAUAUUUUACUGUGUCCGCAGCCCUAAAACUGGCUUAAGUGGCUGUUGAUUUCCUUGGGCCUGAGAUAGGUCCUGUUGUGUGUCCUGAGCCAUUCUGCUGGCCUUGGAGAAGGAAUAAAUUCACAAUCGGAGAAAAGAUAAUCUGUCAGCUCCACUAACCUGGGGAGCUCAGUACAGAAGAAUCUCCUGUCUGGGCAUAAAAGGUCCGUGGACUUUGAAUACCUCCCUCUUCUGCCUGGACAUCUGUGGGCCUAUUUCAGGAGAAUAGGUCCUGUUGGCAGACCACAACUGUUUCGGCUGUGCAGUGAUUACCUUGAAGGCAAUGAUUAAGAUUUUGUUUCAGGUCUAGAAAACUAUAUACCUUGACAUUUUUUAUCUCACUUUAUUUAAUUUUCCUAUGUUUUCCACAAAUUUAGAAUUAUUUCUCCUUUCUAUUUUUCUUUUACCCACCACUUCUGACCUAAGGAAUAAAGGAUUUCCUAACCUUUUUGUUUAGUAAGCUCCUAUUUAAAUUUAAAUGAUAAGAUUAUUAUAAAGGUAUUGCUUUUAAUAUGUCAUAUUUACUCUGAAUGGCUACACUUGGAGAUAUCCAUAGUUGGGAUCUUGUGGCCCACAGGGAAAGAGCCUGGAUGCCUUUGCCUUAAGCCCAUGGUGAGAAUUCAGGUGAUCUUCUCACUGCUGCAUGGCAGGGACCGGCCAAAUCAGAUCAGAAACUAAUAUCAAGCUUUAGAAUCUUAAUAUGCUGAAGUAUAUUUUUGUACUCAGAAGAUCUUUAAAAUCAAAGGGGUUUAUUCAUUUUUUAGUCCAGUGUUGAUUAAUUUUGCAUUUGUUGAAUAUCAACUACAUGCAAGGUAUACUGUGCAAGGCACUAAAUACAGGCAAGCUGUAAUAAUCCUCUCUUCACAUGCUAUAUACUCUCCUUAGGCACUCCCAGCAAUUUCCAUGGCUUCCAAACCAAAAAACCAAACCCAUUGUCAUCAAGUCAAUUUCUACUCACAGAGACCCUAUAGGACAAAGUAGAACUGCCUCCUAGGGUUUCCAAGGAAUGCCUGGUGGAUUUGAACUGCCAACCUUUUGGUUAGCAGCUUAACUCUUAACCACUGCGCCACUAGGAUUCCCCCCAUGCUUCAAUGGCCUCUUUAUACCAAUAUCUUCAGACACUACUCUUUCAGCCAAGAUCUCACCUCCAUACACACAUAAACAAAUGCCUAUUGACAGGUGCAACAUGCUCAAAGUUAAAUGUUUUUCCCCAUUUCUAUCAUUUUUCUUUCUCUAAUGUUUCUUAUUUUGACAAAUGAUACCAUCAUCUACCCAGUUACUUGGGCCAAAAUUAGAAUCAUAUAUUUUCUCUAGUAUCUCUAAAUAGUCAAGUAUCAUUCAUUCUAAUUCUAUAUACCUCUUGAAUAUACAGCUUUCUUUCCAAUCCGUUUGUCACUAUGAUAGUAUAAACUACUUUUAUCCCUCUCUUAGACAACUACAAGAGCCUUUUUACUAGUCUCCAUGGCCUCUAUUGCUCCAUUUUCCACACAGAAAUCAGAUUCAAAACAAAGCUGACAAUAUCCACUCCUUGAUUAAAACACUCUCAAUCUGCUGAAAAAUUCAAGGCUUCUUAACCUGUUUGCAAAGCCCUCCAUUGUCUGGCCCCAAAUACCUUUUCAGUUCUCAAUUUGUUCCAUCCCUCAAAAAUCUAUCCCUAGAUUUCUAAGAUUUACUUCCUAGGCAGAGCCAAAUUUGCUCUCACCUCAACAUAUAAUGUAUUCUUUUUCUACCCUUCACCCUUGCCCCCAAUCCCUUUAAUCUUACUAACUCUUGCUCAUCAUUCAAUACUCAAUCUAAAUAUCACUAUCCUUUCAAUGCUUUCUAUCCUCUCUACCAUAUAGUAUAAACUAUCACAUUCUUGAGCUAUGCUAGGCAAUUGACACAAAACCCCCAUUUUUUUCAUGAAAACUAUACUCAGAUAACACUUUCAAAUCAUCCCUAAGUUGUUUUUUAAGAGAUAAUAAAAAGAACUAUAUUUUAUCCCAUUUAUUGAAAGUUUCCUGUGUGUUAGGUGCAAUGCUGAGUGCUUUAUGUAAACAAGUUUAUUGAUUCCUUACAGCAUAUACUAGUAUUAUUUCAUUUUACUGGUGAGGAAUAUAAGGCUACAUUAGUAAAUGGCAAAACAGGAGCUUAAGGCAGAAAAUCUGCCUCCUGAGGUCACGCUAGCUAAUGAGUUAGCUGUGCUGACUCAGGCAGUCCUCAUUACAAAAUAGGCCAAAGACAGGAAAUGACAGUAGUUGGUGCUGACAUGUCAGAAGUUCCUCAGAGAGGGAAAGGGAGGUGGGAAGUUAAGAGUCAGGGCAAAGAUUAUAAAUGACAGUGAGGAGGGAACCCCGAUAAGCCAGCCACCAAGAGCCCAGCUGGCUGGGUCCAGCCUGGGAGGGUUUCCCUGAGGUGCCUUUGGCUUCCCAUUCCCACUUUCAGGUGUUCUGAGAUAGAGACCAGCUGUAAUGGUGCAGACUCCUCCUGCAAAGGGAAUGGAGUAAUUUCUCUACAGGACCAAACUGACCAGUCCUGAGGAACAUUGCUUGUGUGUCUGGAGCCAGAUUUCUAGCAGAUGCCAGAGUCUGCUCACCCUCAACACUAUCCUGACACCACCACUCAGGAAGUAGCAUCCUUUGAGCCACCUUCCCUCUGUCCCCAAAAAAUAAGUGUCAAAGAAAUUCAAAAGCAUAGACAACACUCAACUAAACCAGGACUCACUGACUACUCCGGGCAAACACAUCUCCAAAAACACUGCCUAAUUUAGACACUUUAAUGGUCCAUACACAUGGCCCAAUUGAGUCAUGCUCAGCACAGACAGUCAGAUCACUCUGAACAGGUUGACCACUACUGGCAGACCAGCAGCAGGGCAUACCAACUGCUCUGCACAUACUGACUACUUUUUUUUUUUUUUAAUAUAAUGCCUACUGUUAAAGCAUGGACUCUCUGGCCAUUGAGGAUAUAAUGAACCUCCCAGGUAGUCACAGUUGCAGAUGUAUCAGCUACUCUCUACUUGUUUAUACCCACCCUCACUUGAGCAGAGUACAUAGAUUGCCACCAUCUAUCCUGCCCCAGUUGCCCAUGGGGAAUGGG